Messenger RNA from Nicrophorus vespilloides, 562 nucleotides. Its product is annotated as low molecular weight phosphotyrosine protein phosphatase-like. Gene Ontology annotation, biological process: protein dephosphorylation. The record is from RefSeq and is a predicted model, not a curated record. Bases 71 to 544 code for a protein of 157 amino acids. Gene Ontology annotation, cellular component: cytoplasm. NCBI's taxonomy places the organism in Eukaryota, Metazoa, Arthropoda, Insecta, Coleoptera, Silphidae. Gene Ontology annotation, molecular function: non-membrane spanning protein tyrosine phosphatase activity; acid phosphatase activity. The transcript is spliced from 4 exons.
CAUAUUAUACACUGUGUUCCUCAUUACUGUUUCUAACCUUCAAUCAGCAUUUAAUAAUAAAUACGGAAAUAUGGGUGAUGUGAAGAAAGUUUUAUUUGUUUGCUUAGGGAAUAUUUGUAGGUCGCCAAUUGCCGAAGCUGUGUUUCUACAUUUGAUAAAACAGCGAGGUGUUAGCGAACAAUGGGAGGUAGAUAGUGCAGCUCUUGGAGGAUGGCACGUUGGUUCUUUGCCUGAUCGAAGGGCUCGUCAGACAUUGGCAAAGCAUUCCGUUGACUACGAUAAUACCGCUAGACAGAUUCAUCCAAACGACUUUGUUGAAUACGAUUACAUUUUCGGCAUGGACCUGAACAACAUCUCUGCUUUGAAUAGUGAAGCGAAGGAUGUUAAAAACAGUAAAGCUAAAAUUUUAUUGUUGGGUGAUUCUGAUCCACAAGGUGAACGCAUCAUACGGGACCCAUACUACGAUGACGAUUCGAAGGGAUUUGAGCAAUGUUAUCAACAAUGCAUGCGAUGCUGUAACGCUUUUCUAGAUCAAAAUCAGUAAACGGAUUCAAUCAGGGAA